Peronospora farinosa is the source of this 4728-nucleotide messenger RNA. NCBI's taxonomy places the organism in Eukaryota, Oomycota, Peronosporomycetes, Peronosporales, Peronosporaceae. The record is from the annotation of a GenBank genome assembly.
AUGCAAAAGUCCAGCAGAAUACAAGUCGAUAAUUUGACAAGUCACAACAAACUAAAUGAAGUGAAUGUAAUAGCGUUGGCUCGAGCUCUUGAUGCUGGAAAUGUGGAUGUGGCGGUGCAUUGGUUACAACUGCUACUGAUGACUAGAGAUCAAUCGACUAAACGUAAGAAACCACUUGAAAAUUCCAGAGGUCGACGAUUGCAAACGCUUUGGAAUGCAGUAAAUCAAAUGCUCAGUGAUGAUAAACGCCAAGAAGAAGAUAGUUUGGUGCUUCGACCUGGCUUGGCAUCGAGGAGUGCCAAUGCGUCAUGUGAAUUGUCAUAUUCACAGUUGCAAAUGUUUGCAUUGCAAAAGCUACAGCCAUCCAGCACGGCGUACAAUGUGGUCCGCGCGUUGCAAUUCAGUGAUGUUCCGUUUGAUUUGGCCGCGUUGAGAAACACCUGUGAUGCUUUGAUGGCAAAGCAUGAGACUCUACGAACGUGCUUUGACGCCGAUACUAAUGCAGGAGGACACGAAAAACAAGUUGUACACCCGUUGUCGCAUUUUCAAGAUCAAUUAGGUGUUUUCACUGUCAUACCAUGUGAAAUGCUUGUGUCCGGUGGUAAAGAGGAUGAAAAUGACACGAAACUUGCUGCUUUUGUGGCAAAAACAAUCGAUAACGCGUUCGAUUUGGCGCACCAGGCACCAAUUCGAGUGUUUGCUUUUACUAGUCCGGAUCGAAACGUUACCUCGCCUUGGAUUCUUGCUGUGGUUUUGCAUCAUAUCGUCACAGAUGCAGCCUCCAGUCAGAUAUUUUGGAACGAUCUCCACCAACUUUACGCACAUUUCUUGUUUAGCAAUGAUGCAGAGACUACGACAUCAGAAUUUAUAAAGCAGCUGGAAACAAACGCUUCUAGUGCUGCUCGCUUGACGUACAGAGAUUUUUCCGUGUGGCAGCGAUCACGAAUGCGCUCUGGAAUAACAGCACCGUUGUUACAGUAUUGGCUGCAGCUAUUAACAGACGAUAGCGUACCUGACUUGCUUAAACUUCCCUUUGAUGUUGGGCGAUCGGACGAGAUCGAUUAUGAGCCAAAUGACGAACCUGCUGCACUAGAAUCAACCACAACAAGAGGUGAUGUGGUUGUCUUUCGAACAUCUUCUGCGCUUCAAGAAGCAUUUUCCAAGCUCUGUCAUGCUCUAGGAGCAAGUAUGUUCAUGGGGCUUCUUGCAGUCUUCUACUUGCUGGUUGAGCGGUUAUCAGGCCAGCAAGAUUUCGUAAUUGGCGCACCCUCGUCGGGACGUGAAUCUACUGAACUACAAGACAUCAUGGGCUACUUUGUGAAUACCCUUCCUCUGCGUAUUGGUGCCAAAUGUACUGGAAGCGAAGAUUUUAAGGAAUUCUUGGCAUCUGUACGUAAGGUGGUGCUUGAUGCGUACAACCAUUCGGAAGUUCCCUUUCACCAGGUUUUGAAACACUUGCGCGCCUCGGCUCGCAGCGGUAGUGAGACUGAUGGGGUCGAUGUACGGCGGCGGUGGCAGCACCCACUUUUCCAGAUCAUGUUUUCGUGGGAAAAGUGGGACGAAGGUCCGAGUACAAACAAGUAUGUCGAGAUGACAUUACCGCAUCAAUCUGCAAAGUUUGACCUCAUGCUAUCCAUGCGGUAUCGUCAUCUCACGGGGGCCACAGAAGAUCGUGUGCUGGAGGGAUUGAUGGAGUACCCUACGGCACGAUUUACUCGAAAUACUGUCGAACGCUUUACAGGAUAUUACUUAAAAUUGCUGGAGCAGGUUACGACCACACCAACUGCCGUAGUGCGAUCACCUGCUAUUUCUAUGCUUUCUGAUCUCGAAUGGAACCAGCUUGUCUCCACAUGGGGAACGCCAAAGCCGCAUAGAGCACUCAAUGCCACUGCAAUACCGAAGCCCGAAUUUUUAGACGAAUGUUUGUUUUCCCAAGUGCAGAAAACUCCACGUAAUACUGCACUUCACUUCGAAGGCACGCAGUGGACAUACCAAGACUUGUGGAACUAUAGUGGGCGCAUCAAAGAUGCGCUAUGUAUGCUUGACAUUUCUGGCAGUUGUGCGGAACUUCAUAUUGGAUUGUUACUGGAUAGAGGAAUGGAAAAUGUAGCAGCAAUGGUAGGAAUACUGCGUCUAAAUGCAGUGUUUGUACCGCUUGACCCGGAAUAUCCACGCGAGCGUCUGCGCUUUAUGGCCCGUGACAGUGGUCUUCAAGUGAUCAUCACACAACGAAAACAUGAGAAGAUUGCAACGUAUAUAUCGGCAAGGGAUUCAGAACACGGCGACGAUCGUUCACAGCACAUUUUGUGCUACGAAGAUGUGGCCUUUAUGCUGAAAGCUUUUGCUAGUGAUCACAGGCAUCUGAAUAAGAACACACAACUGCUAGCACGAAAACCACGAGAUUCUCACACAGCAAUGGCGUACAUCCUUUACACGUCUGGGUCAACAGGCAAUUCAAAAGGUGUAGUGGUCUCUCACGCUGCUUUAUUGACGACUCUCUGGUGGACUGUGCGAACCUACGCGGUGACACAAUCUGACGUGUUUCUCCAAAGCACAUCAACGACUUUGGACGGCUCGUUGUCCCAGCUCUUCUCGCCUUUGUUCGUUGGAGGAAGCACUCGAAUCACUCGACCAAAGGGUUUACACGAGUUACACUACAUGCGAAACGUGCUUACUAACGAACCACACGUGACGUUUUGCGUGUUCGUGCCUUCAUAUUUUGCGUUGCUCGUAAAUUUUCUAAGCGAUCGAGGUGAUUCAUUUCCCGCUUCGAUCAAACACGUCGUACUCGCCGGCGAGGUUUUUCCUAUUGAAUUGGCUCGCCAGUUUUACAGAAAGUUCAAAGAAAGCACGACAUGUCUUGUCAACGAGUACGGACCGACCGAGGCGUCGAUCACAACUACGGCUUUCCAGCUGCCUCGAGAACUAGCAUUACACAAGAAAGCCAGCAUACUUCGUGGAUUGCAAAGCGUACCAAUCGGAAAACCUAUUGACGAUCAUCCAGUGAUUGUGCUCGAUACACAAAGACGACUCGUUCCGGUUAAUGUUCACGGCGAACUGUACAUUGGUGGAGCAGGUGUUGCGCAAGGGUAUUGGAAUCGUCCGGACCUGACUGAGAACGCAUUCAUUCUCCACAAGGAUCUCGAGCAGAUUUCGUCUCUAGCGCAGAGCUGCGAAUGGCGAUGGUACAAGACAGGGGACUUGGUCAAGUGGUUGCCAAGCGGUGAUCUAGUUUUUCUCGGACGAACGGAUGCACAAGUAAAACACCAUGGCAUGCGUAUUGAAUUGCAAGAAAUACGCUCUGUUUUGCUGCGCCACUCAACUGUUAAGGCCGCUGAGGUACUUGCUAUUCCCCAUUUAAAAUCUGCUGGUCGGAUGCGGCAACAAAACUCCUUAACUCUUGUCGCCUUCGUUAUGCUGGCCGACAACUUGAACAACCAAAUUAGUGGAGGAGAGAUUCCAGAAAAGCUGCACUUGUAUCUUCAUCAACACCUUCCGAUUCAUAUGGUGCCUCGAACAAUUCAAGCUGUGAGUUGCUGGCCACGCACACCGAAUGGGAAAAUCGAUCUUCGUACACUUGCAACUUGGGCUGAUACUAACUCGGACAAUAGUGGAGAACAUACGCACGAUACCAGCAAUGGGAUCGCUAUCACCGUGCAAUUAGCUACGGACAUCUUGCGUCAGGUUUGGAUGCAAGCUCUCGGAAUUGACCACCUCGACGAUGACGAAGAUAUUGACAUCGACCAGCGUGAGAAACGAUUAAUGUCUCGAUCCUUCUUUGAACUGGGUGGUGAUUCUCUGACAGCUAUUCGAGCUAUUGCUCUUGCACAAGCACGAGGAUUACCACUUGCUCUCGAGCAAUUCUUUCGCUCAUCAUCACUUUGUGAAAUGGCAAAGACCGCAGCAGACUCCAUGGUGAAUUUGCGAGAAUGGACCUCAGAGACACUGGUUCCACUCAAUUGGCCCUCGACGACGUCGUCUGCCGCAAUGCCGACACUUUUCUUAUUCCAUGACGCAGUGGGCACUGUCUGGAAAUUGUUGGAGUUGGCACGGCAUCUGCCAUAUCCUGUCAUUGGUGUACAAGCAGCUGCAUUUCUAGAUGAUAACCUCCAGUCAACCAAAGCUCAACCAUCCAACGUGGAAGAACUAGCAAAAAUGUACUGGGACAUUAUUCGUGAACGGCAAAGUGUAGGUCCCUAUGCUUUUGGCGGGUUCUCAUUUGGCUGUCGGGUAGCCCAUGAGGUAGCACGAUUAGCAGUUCAUGAUGGACACACGAUUUUGUCCGUCAUUCUGAUAGAUGGACUUCCUUUCGAAAUGCCAUCUGCUCAGCAGCAAAUGACCAAGGCACAAAAAGCAGCGGCUCAGAUCCAGAUUGACGAGUAUGUCACCGAAGCCUUCAGUGACUCGCUAUUACGGUCAUUGGGGGUCACCUAUCGUAAAUUUUGUUCGAUGGAAGAUACCUAUGAACCAUACACGGGUGCUGAAAUGAAGACAACUUGCUCCAAAUCUGACCCAUCCAUUUGGCUUCAUGCUGAUCUGUACAUGACUCAGCACUGGCAAGCAGACGUUUCAAAGUAUCGAUCACUUGGCAUUGACAUUACAAUUGUGGCUAUCAUACCGAAUUGCACCCAUUUCACAAUGUUGCGCCAUCCCGCUGUUAACCUCAUUUCUCGGCAGAUCCGACACCGUACAAGACUGGCAUUAAUGGGUCUUAGAACCUUUGAAUGA